UUGGUACCGGGAAUUAAACUCGGGUCCUUGUGCUUGCGCAGCAGGUGGCGAAACCACUGAGCUAAAUCUCUGGCCCUAGGGUUCUUUUGAAUAGUCCUUGAUUUCUUCCUAUACACUAACUUUAGAACUCCCCACGCAUAGAACGCACCCCCCCACACACAUCCUCCAGCCUAGGUAACAGUUCUGUGACAACACCCUGGCCUAGUCACAACCCGGCUCCCCCUACGUCACAGGGUCCCAGCCGUUCCUAGUUGGCCCAGCGGCGGACUUCCCUCUAGCGGUAGGCGGAGGGGCGCACUCAGCGCGGGAUGGGCGAGUGGAAGGGCUUCAUCAGUGCGGUGCUGCGGGACCAGAGCAUCGAGGACGUGGCCGUCGUGGGCCACUCGAACAAUUGCUGCGUGUGGGCGUCGCGGCCGGGGGGCCUGCUGGCUGCCAUCUCCCCGCAGGAGGUGGGCGUGCUCACGGGGGCCGACCGGCACACCUUCCUGCAGACUGGCCUGUGCUUGGCGGGCUGCCCCUGCUGUGUCAUCCGUGACAACCUGCUGGCCGAGGGCGAUGGCGUGUUGGACGCGCACACCAAGGGGCUGGACAGGCGCGCCUUCUGCGUGGGCCACACGCCGCGCUUGCUCCUCGUGUUCAUGGGUCGGCAGGGCGUGCACGGGGGCAUGCUCAACAAGAAGAUGCACGAGCUGACCCGCAGGCUGUGCCUGCAGGGCUUGUAGCAUGACAGCCAGGCUACCCAUGGUAGCAGCCAGACCAGAAUAAACUGUGAACUG
Messenger RNA from Heterocephalus glaber (naked mole-rat), 776 nucleotides. It is a transcript of the gene Pfn3, whose product is annotated as profilin 3. Gene Ontology annotation, cellular component: cytoplasm. Gene Ontology annotation, molecular function: actin binding. The record is from RefSeq and is a predicted model, not a curated record. NCBI's taxonomy places the organism in Eukaryota, Metazoa, Chordata, Mammalia, Rodentia, Bathyergidae. Gene Ontology annotation, biological process: actin cytoskeleton organization; positive regulation of actin filament bundle assembly; regulation of actin filament polymerization.